AAGUGAAGAAUAUAUUAUUUUUAAUAUGGUAUAAUUUUGUUUUAAUCGCAUAAUGAAUAAGGUUAUGUUUACUACAAAUAUCAUAAUUUCUAAAUUGCUAAAAAUAAAUCAUGAAACUAUAAAAUUUUCAAAUAAAUUUCUACAUAUACGAUUUCAAUUUCUUUUUUCAAAAAAAAAUGAAACGAUUGAAAGUCCGAGAAUGCGUGAAUUUAGAAAAAAAUUAAGAGAACGUACACCUAUAGAAAAAUUAGAAGAACUCGAAGAAGGUAAACAUCCUUAUCAAGAAAAAGAACCAUUAAAACCAUUUCCAAAUAAUAUGAAUCCAAAAACAGGUGAGAUAGGAGGACCACGUGGACCAGAACCAACACGAUAUGGUGAUUGGGAAAGAAAAGGUCGAGUGACAGAUUUCUAGUGAUAUUUUAAUGCAAUAUUAUAUGAAUAUAAUAGUAUAUCUUAUAUAGGAUGUGCAAUUAAAAUAUGUAAUUAAAAUAUGUUUUAGUAAUAAAAAUUUCAUUAUAUUUAAAAAAUAUAA
Molecule: messenger RNA, 532 nt
Organism: Apis laboriosa (Himalayan honeybee)
Lineage: Eukaryota; Metazoa; Arthropoda; Insecta; Hymenoptera; Apidae
Product: succinate dehydrogenase assembly factor 4, mitochondrial-like
Exons: 4
Coding region: 53-412 (119 amino acids)
Biological process (GO): mitochondrial respiratory chain complex II assembly
Cellular component (GO): mitochondrion
Source: RefSeq, a predicted model, not a curated record